Molecule: messenger RNA, 636 nt
Organism: Acanthamoeba castellanii str. Neff
Lineage: Eukaryota; Discosea; Longamoebia; Acanthamoebidae
Product: Ras family protein
Exons: 8
Coding region: 1-636 (211 amino acids)
Molecular function (GO): GTPase activity; GTP binding
Source: RefSeq, a predicted model, not a curated record
AUGGCCAGCGUGGACCUCAAGGUGGUCCUCUUGGGGCAAAGCGACGUGGGCAAGACCUGCCUGGUGGACCGAUACCUCAAUGGCAAAUACCAAGACACCAUCUCCCCCACUGUGGGGGCUGCCUUUGGGGCGAAGAAGCUCUACGUAGGAGACCGUCCGCUGACGGUGGGCGUGUGGGAUACGGCCGGAGCCGAGCGCUUUGAAGCAAUGAGCCGGCUCUACUACCGGGCGGCCCGGGCGGCGUGCGUGUGCUACGACCUCACGCGAGCGGAGACGUGGCCCAAGGUCAAGUUUUGGAUCAACGAACUCCUCUCCUUCGAGAAAGAAUGCGCUCUGUAUAUAGUGGGCACGAAAGCCGAUCUCUUGGAGGAGGGGGUUCCGCGAGGAGUGGAGGCAUCUGAAGUGGCAGACUAUGCCCGCCAGAUCAACGCCCAAGUGUUCGACGCCCUCCUUAUCCCUUGCCCACAUGUGACGUUUGAGACGUCGUCGAAGAAGGGAUACUCAGUGGAGGACCUGUUUGAUACCAUCGUGUACGAUUUCGUGAAACGCGGAGCCGGGGGCGAAGUGCCACUGGGCGGCGGCGGCGGCGGCGAUGUCAUCACACCCUCCGAGGCACCUCCCGCCUGCUCGUGCUGA